Molecule: messenger RNA, 625 nt
Organism: Pocillopora damicornis (cauliflower coral)
Lineage: Eukaryota; Metazoa; Cnidaria; Anthozoa; Scleractinia; Pocilloporidae
Product: sulfotransferase 1B1
Molecular function (GO): sulfotransferase activity
Source: RefSeq, a predicted model, not a curated record
UACCCAGGUAAAGGAAGGAGAGUGGACAUCACCAAGAACAAUUCUGUUGGAAGGAGUUCCAAUUCAUGACUUUUUCACAAAAAAUCCUGCAGCACUGCGCGAGAUGAUCAUCAAUUUCCAAACAAGACACAAUGAUGUGUUUGUUGUGACUUAUCCGAAAUCAGGGACAACAUGGAUUUCAGAGAUCCUUUGGCAGGUGUAUAAUAACGGCGCAGAAAGUACAAAAAUGAUUUUUGACCGAGUUUCGUUUUUGGAGCGUGACCGUGCUGAUGUCACAACUCUCCCCAGUCCACGGCUUCUUCAUUCUCAUUUGACCCACGAUGUCAUUCCUCAAGGAGAGGGCGAUGACGAAAGGUGCAAAUAUAUUUAUAUUGCACGGAAUCCUAAGGAUUUGGCUGUGUCAUUUUAUGAAUUUAUGAAGGAACAUGGUUCUCUUGCUGGGUAUAAUGGUCCAUGGGAAUUUUUUGCCAGAUUAUUUGCAACUGGGAAAGUGUCGUAUGGUCAUUGGAGUGAUCAUGUGUUAGGCUGGUGGAGGCACAGAGAUGAUCCUAAUGUCUUAUUUCUCAAGUAUGAAGACUUGAUUAAGACUGCAAUAGCAGAAAAGGAACAUGUUCCUUGUCAGUGA